UGGAAUUAUUUAAUGCAUGUUUUUUAUAUCUUUGAUGUUUAAUUGCAUCUGUAUUUAUAAUUCUUAUCUGGUUUGAACAGCGUACUAAAUACUGCAAUAUGAAUAGUGGAGGCUAAAGCCACACAUGUAGUUUUUUCAGCAUAUCACAUCCAUCUCAUUGAUGGCUAGUCUUUUAUGUGUUACUAUUUUAUUCACAGGCUUAUUCUUUGGAUACUUUGUCUUUUCUUCUUGAUUGGCAUAACUAAUGUUUUUUAUUGCUGUAAUUACCGUUUACUGCAAGGUGAGAAAUUUACUUUCCAAGUGAACUUACAGUUUCAUAAGCCCUGUCAUUUUUCUAGAUUUUAAAUGGAAGUAAAAUUUAUGAAAGGAAGACAUACGUAUUUUCUUAUCCUCAAUGGGGAAAGUAAUUCUGUAGUUUUCUCCUUUUUUCUCAGCAUGUUGCAAGUCCUCUUUGAUUCUGUCUUCUUAUUUAAUAGUAAAAAUGCCAAGGAUAAAAAGGAAAUUAAAUUACAAAGAUUGCUUCUAACCUUUUUGUGGUACACGUUUGCAUGUAUAAAUGUUUUGUAUUGUGAGUGUAUUAAGCAGAAAUGCUUCUGCUGAGCAAUUAGUUUGUGUUGCAGCUUCUGUAUCUCCCCUUCAUAACAGUUACAGUUGCUAUUAUAUGAGAGUCCAACAGUGCUCAGUAGAAAACAGGAAUUUUAAGUUAUUGAAGCAGCAAAUAAAGAUUUCCUCCCCCCAGCUCCUCCCUUUCACGGGUUAGACAGCAAUGCUUGAAGGAAUUUCUCCCAUAUUGGAUAUGUCCCUUAUCAUCACAGAGGCUGUACAUAAGUAUUUCAUUAUUCAGUGUUCUGAGGAUAAUAGACCUAUCUAUCUUACUUCACAUAAUUGACUAUGUAAAACAUAUUAAAAGAAAAGUCAAAUUUGAAAAUGAAUAGAUAAUUCCAAAGAACAGUGUUUUGCUGUUGAUUUAAUGGUCUCAGAGUAAAGAACUAAAUGCUCUGCAAAUUAUGACUUUUGUUUGAUACAGGCUAUGCCUAAAUUGGACCACUGACCAGUUUUACUUGUUCUACUGAUUUUGGUCUUUAUUAGAUAUUUUAAAGGAAAUUAAAACUGCUAGAAUUAAAGAUCAUUAAAUGGUUGUUUUUUUAAAUUUUACUCUCCCUGUCAACUCUAGGGACUUUUGGCCAGCUAUAGUUGAAAAACAGAGGAGAAUUUUGGUUAACAUUGUUUUGUAUUUUACAUUUCAAACAUUUUUAAAAAUGCUACUGUUUAUGGCUAGAAUAUAUAUUUUUUAAAGCUUUAGAAGUGUAAGUUUCUUUUCACAGAGUUUCAAAGACUUCUGCUUCUAAAAUUUGUCUUGUCCAUCUAUUCUACUUCACUUGCUUGUGUCUUCCUGCAUUUAGGCUUGGGUUAUUUUGUAGACACUUUGCCCCUUAUGUGAACUUAUGCUUUAAUACUACUGUAGUGUCUCUUGUUUGACUAUGGCUAUUAAUGUACUUUGGCAUCACCAUUUUGCCAAACUAAUUGUCUCAUGUCAGUACAAAUUGUUCUUGGGUUUGUUUUUUGUUUUUUGUUUUUUUUUUUUUAGUUGCAGUGCUACUUUUGGGCUUAAUCUCUAAUUUUGCAUCUAUUUUCAUUAUUUCCCCCUUUCUUCUUUAGAUUGUGUCACUGAACUUUGUUAGUGCUCACUCCUGUGACAGAUAAGCUGAGGAUAUAAUGUCUGGUCCAUAAGUAAAGGGACUAUUCACAGUAUACAUGUGAAACCUGCAUCUGCACAAGAGACACUGAAGGAAACUGAAGCCCAUGAACCUAGGCUGUGGCUUUUAUAGUAUACACUGAGCUGUGCAGACAAGUUAGCUUAAAAAAGAUGGCCUAAAAUGAAACUUAGCUAUGUGCCUGGAUCAAGUCUGAGGUGCAGCUUAGAAAUAUAUUAUAAAUACAUAAUAUGCAUGUGUGUAAAUAUAUAUUUAAAUUCUGUAUGUAAUUUAAAUGUUCCACACAGUGGCAUAUCAUGAAAUUCUCACAUCCAAGGUUUUUGAGGCUCCCUGGCUUGGCUGAAGGGGUUUGCCUGGCUGGCAUGGCUGAGUGAUUCUCUAGGCCUUUCCUUCCAAACAUCAAGGUUCUCCAUUUUGCAGUACUGCACUUACACAAAGAACAGUUUUGUUAUGCAGGCAGAUGGAACAAUACAAAUUGCUGUUUAUUUAAUAAAAUAUUUUCUGUCUGGAAAAUACAAGAAUUUACCAAUAACACGGCAGUACUGUUAUAAAUGGAUAUGCUUUAUUGUAAUAUCUAGCUAUCUUGACAAACCUUUUUAGAGCUCUCCUACUUAAAAAAAGUUUUUUUUUUUUUUUAAGGCAGCAGUUGAAGAUUAAGAUAAUUCUUGGUUUUCUAGAAACCGCUAGUUGAGAUUUCCUUUCCAACAGUACUUCUGAAGCACAGAUAAAAUGGCUUCCUGCCUGACAGUUUCCUGUAUCCAUGGCAACCUCACUUUAACUACUUCUUACUUAAUUUCCUGAAUGAACAGUUGCAAAUCCAGGGGCAAAAUGUGAGAGCUGUCUGUGAUACACAGCAGUAUCACUUUUCCAAGUGUUUCGCAGAUGGGUAUUGUCAGCUGGUAACAGCCUAACAAACUGCAAAACAAUGAAAGAACAGAAAUAAUGAACUUCAGAUUUGGGCAAAGUCAGAAAUGAGGGAGAAGGCCAAAGACAGGGAUAUGUGUGGACUACCCUGCACAAGAGCAUUCCUGCAUCUCCUUAGUGGCCUUCUUUUGUUGCUGCUCCAGAAGGAGGUUCUUGGCUGUCCAACUCUUUGCCAGCUCUGCACAGGGAGGCAAGUUACCUGUCGUAACUUGGGUCUUUCAAGCAUCCCUCGGAACUUCCCUAAAACUACAAUUCUUGUAUACUUCAGUGGGAAUAAUAUAUCUCAUGUCAUUCCAAAUGAAUUAACAGGUCUUCAGAAACUUGCUGCACUUUACAUGGAUAAUUCCAGUAUUUCAUAUGUACACCCAAAAGCUUUUGUGGAUCUUCCUAAACUUUGCUACUUGCAUCUAAAUAACAAUAAUAUUAAACGCCUGGAUCCAGGAACUUUUGAAGGUCUUUCUAAUCUUCAUUAUUUAUACCUUCAGAAUAAUCAAAUAGCUUUUGUUUCCCGAGGAUUAUUUAGUGAUCUUCUUUCUGUUAGAUAUUUAACACUUCAAAGAAAUCGUCUCAGUGUCCUUGGAAGUGGAACUUUCUUGGGAAUGAGAAAUCUUCAAACACUUAACCUAGCCAAUAAUAAGAUUUCACGGAUAUCAGAUGCAGCGUUUUGUCAUCUUGAAAACCUUGUAUACUUGUUCCUUGAAGGUAACAACUUAACACUUGUGCCAUCAAAUGCCAUUGGAAUGCUCAGAAAUCUUGAAAGACUUUCUUUAUCUCACAAUCCUAUUAGAUCAAUACAGCGUUUUGCAUUUAAAGGACUUAACAAGCUUAGAUAUCUGUCUUUAAAAAGUGUAAAGCUAAAACAUAUUGCUGUAAACGGAUUUUUUGGAUUAAGCGACCUUAGUCAGUUAAUCUUAAGUUAUAACGAUUUAGAAAAUAUAAAUUCCAGCACUUUUACUUCUUUGAAUAGUUUAAAGUAUCUGCAGUUGGACCGAAAUAAAAUAACAAGUAUUGGUGACAAUGUCUUUGAGAAAAUGGGGCAGUCACUUAAAAUUCUCAAUUUAGCUUUUAAUAGUAUUACAGAAUUGCAGCCUAAAGUGCUUAAACCCUUAGUGUCUUUAACUCAUCUACACAUAAAUUAUAAUCCUUGGAACUGUAGUUGCAAAAUGCUUGGGUUACUUAAGUGGCUGGCAUCAUCUCGCAUUUCUGUUAAAAUUCUUUGUUGGAAUCCCCUCAGCAUGCGUGGCAGACCUUUGCAUUACAUCAAGUGGACUCUGUUUGCAAACUGCAGUAGCCUCACUGCCAGCCCAGAAGCAGCCUGGAAUCUAGAAUCUGCAGAUACCCAUCACAGCCCUACCACUUUGCUGAUGGCAUGGCAUAAGGGAAACAGUCGCAUUCCAUUUGAGCAGUUUAUUAAGGCUGAUACAAAAUAUAUUGCUCUCUGGGAAGGAACUGCAGUUACAUCUGCUAGCCCUUUGCCUUAUGGAGAAAACACUGCUCCUGAAACCCCUUCACAGGCACCUACAAUACUAUCAGUUUUACCAGUACAAAUACCAGCACAGAUUAUACCUGUUACCAGAACCAUAGAAGUACAAAGUUUGUUUCCAACAGAUGCUGCUCCUGUAUCAUUACAGACAUCUGUACUUUGUACACAACAGGUUGAAAAGCUCAAUCAGGCCUUUGAUGUUUUGCUAGCCUUUUUCGUUCUGGCUUGUGCUGUGAUCUUGUUCCUAACCUACAAAAUCAUUCACUUUAGACAGAAACUAAAAGUGCUGGAAAACUCAGGGGAGAAGCGAAUAGAAUAUUAUGGUUUUUAUCAACCUGGCAGAUACAACAUAAAUGACGCAGUGCAGUCUCUAACUGAAAAUUCAGCAGGAGAUUCAGAAUUGGACCAAAUUAGGCUGCUCAAGCGAACAGCAUCUGAAAGUCAGGCACAGGUCAUAUUGUUUGAACAUUCAUCACUGUAAUUUACUUCCGUUGAUUUGAAUGUCAAUUUUACUCCAGUCUGAAAUGUUGAGAAGUCAAGAAUUUGAUUUUCCAAAAAAAUGAGCUGAUUGAUAGAAUUGUGGAAAAUAGUGUAAUUUGUGUUUAUUUGCUUUCUCGGUGUUCUGAAGUUCAUUGAUUUUUAUUAAAUGUCAUUUAUACCUGAUAUGGAUUACCUGUGUUCCUGUUGUAGGAUUCUUUCACCUGUAGCGCAAGUAUGUGUUCACUAGAGAGAAUGUUCAUAUUAUUUAUUUUGCAGUACUUAAUGGGUAUUCAGUUUCUGUAGUAAUUACAUAACUAACUUGAAAUUAAAGGCAACUAGAUCAUAAAACCAAGAAACCUGGGGAAUGAAAAGAGCAGUGCUUUAUGUAUUUAUUGCAUACACGGUUUCUUGUACUGAGUCUGUAUAACAAAUAUAUUAAAAUAUGAUUUUUAAUAGUCUAUAUUUGUAUCAUUUUGUGGUCAUAACUUAUUAGGAGUUAAUAUGGAAGCUAAAUAUUGGAUUCAAAAAUUGAUAACAUUUGUAAUGUCUCUGAAAUGGUUAAUUAUUGUCUGUAAAAAGAUGAUGUCAUCUACAUAGUGAGGUUUGAGGGAGUCUUUGGCUAGAUGAGGGGUAUAAACUGAAGAAAUCUAUUGAGAAUACUUAAGUAUUUGUGUAUUUUGAAAUGUUAGGUCAAAAUAUGUUUUCUAAGUGAAGACUACAUUCUAGGAUUGUGCUUGAAAUGAUGGGUAUUAUGCAAACCAUGUAGUUUGCAUUUGUUUAAACUUCUACAUUUUUAUUUAGAAUAUUGAUGUGUGGGAUGCUUUAGGGUUUCUGGCUCCAACCUGACUUCUGCUAGCAUAACUAAUGUGCAUGGCCAUGUUGUUGCACUCCUUAUCACCCCAUUUGUUUGUUUCCAAUGCAUUUCCAGGAAUGACAAGAUAUUUUCUGCUGGCAGUACAAAUGUAGACCUUGCCUGUACUAUUACAGGUGUGAAUGUGGAAGUCUACACUGUGUUCCUCUGUUGUUGCUUGCUACAUCUUUCUACUGGAUGUAACAAAACCUGAGUUUUGUUGAGAUUUACUUUCAUUGUAUUGUAGUGCUGUAUUUUACUCUAAUUUAAUGUAUAAUAGGUGAACUAUUUCUGUCUUACGGAAUGCUUAAUUCUACUAGUUGGGCAAAAGCUUAAACUGUUUUGAGUUUCGUGACUAGAAACUUUGUUUUAUAUAUACCUUUAUAGCCAUAAAUACUAAAUGUAGUGUGCUUUUUUGUUUGUUUCUUAA
Molecule: messenger RNA, 5882 nt
Organism: Tympanuchus pallidicinctus (lesser prairie-chicken)
Lineage: Eukaryota; Metazoa; Chordata; Aves; Galliformes; Phasianidae
Gene: LRRC70
Product: leucine rich repeat containing 70
Exons: 2
Coding region: 2687-4603 (638 amino acids)
Molecular function (GO): protein binding
Source: RefSeq, a predicted model, not a curated record